Molecule: messenger RNA, 1215 nt
Organism: Mycosarcoma maydis (corn smut)
Lineage: Eukaryota; Fungi; Basidiomycota; Ustilaginomycetes; Ustilaginales
Product: zinc-finger transcription factor
Exons: 5
Coding region: 1-1215 (404 amino acids)
Biological process (GO): regulation of transcription by RNA polymerase II
Molecular function (GO): RNA polymerase II cis-regulatory region sequence-specific DNA binding; DNA-binding transcription factor activity, RNA polymerase II-specific
Source: RefSeq, a predicted model, not a curated record
AUGGACAUCUUGGAACUAGUGCACGAAGACCAGCGUAGGGAGUGUCGACCAUUCGAUUGUAAGCACCCGGGUUGUCCCAAAGCGUUUUCUAGACGCUCUGACUUGGCACGACACGCUCGUAUCCACAGCCAAGAACGUCCCUUUGCUUGUCAAUUUCGCGACUGCGGAAAGACGUUCAUUCAGCGAUCUGCUCUGACCGUGCACAUCCGUGUCCACACUGGCGAGCGACCUCACGUCUGCGAGUCGUGCAGCAAAGCAUUCUCUGACUCGAGCUCAUUGGCACGCCACAGGAGGAUCCACACGGGAAGACGUCCGUACAAGUGCCUUGUCGCAGGGUGUGGCAAAUCGUUCUGUCGCAAGACGACACUCACUAAACACACGCGUCGAAACCAUGCUGAUGCCGAAGGUACGUUCACCGGCAUUGGCGGGGGGCCGCUCACGAUCUUGAGCAACUCGAUCUCGAUGAACCGAUGCGCUCUGCCGCCUCACAGCCGCUCGACGUUUCCGCAGGGACUCGAACACCAGUAUCUAUCCAGCCUCAAACUCGAACAGGACAGCAACAGCGCUGCCUACGGCUUUGAGAUGCAACAGUCGGCUGGAUAUGCCAGUAUGGCGUACAGUGCACCUGCCAUGUCGUCCUGUCCAUCUUCUAGUACGAGCUACGACGGAUUCGAACUCUCGCGCCGGCCAAGCUCUUCGCAGACGUUUUACAGCCCCGUCAGCCACAGUAGCCGAAUGUGUCCAACACCUACCCCGCUCACCUCGACUUCGGAGCUGUCCAGCUUCCCGCGCACGCCCGACUUUCGCGACACUCGCGCUUUCAACGUGCCUGUCUCGAGCCGUCCUCAUUUUGACCAGCUCUCGGUCGCCAACAUGGCUUACGCAGCAUGCGAAUCGCAGUGUCCAACAGCUGGAUUUGGUACAGGCAUGGUAGCGAUGCUUGACAACAGCUGUGAUAUGAGCAACCAGGAUGGCAGCAGUAUCGAUCCGAAUCUCUGGAACGCUGCUGCCGCUCCGCCUGGUACACCCAUGUCGAGCGUCGGCUCUCAGUUCUACGAACAGCCCACCUUGCACCAUUUCAGACCCGCAUUCCAACAGCAACAACAGCAGCAGCAGCAGCUAACAGGUACACCCGACCUCACUCAGCCUGCUACUAGCCACGAACGCUUGAGCUCGUACCUUCUCAGAUCGUCCUCUCAACUGCAGAGCGCCUAG